Fraxinus pennsylvanica is the source of this 1089-nucleotide messenger RNA. The record is from the annotation of a GenBank genome assembly. NCBI's taxonomy places the organism in Eukaryota, Viridiplantae, Streptophyta, Magnoliopsida, Lamiales, Oleaceae.
AUGGCUUCCACUGCCCUCUUCUUUAUGUUGGCAGUGCAAUUUGGCUGCAUCACCACCAACAUAGGCAAUAGUGAAAUCAUGCCAAGAUUCCCAGCCAUUCUUAUAUUUGGUGAUUCAACCGUUGAUACCGGGAAUAAUAACUACAUACUAACACCAUUCAAAGGCCACCAUCUACCUUAUGGCAUCGAUUUUCCAGGCCACGUUCCUACUGGGCGGUUUUCAAAUGGAAAACUCGUACCUGAUAUCUUGGCAUCCAUGUUAGGCAUCAAGGAAACUGUUUUGCCAUUUCUGCAGCCAAACAUAUCAGAUGCUGAACUACUUACUGGAGUCAGCUUUGCUUCAGCAGGGUCGGGAUAUGACGAGCUUACAACAGCUAUUUCUCAUGUAAUCCCGAUGUCGAAGCAGCUGGAAUUAUUUAAGGACUAUAUGCAAAGGCUUGAGAGAUUUGUUGGUGAAAAGGAGGCCCGAAGAAUAGCUGCUAAUGCUUUGGUUAUUGUUAGUGCCGGACCAAAUGACUUCAUUUUUAACUACUACGACAUACCCACAAGAAGGCUUGAAUUCGACAUCACACAGUACCAAAGCUUCCUGCUAAAUAAGCUGCAAAACUUUGUUAAGGAACUGUAUGAUCUUGGGUGCCGUAGGAUAAUUGUAUCAGGGCUUCCUCCAGUAGGUUGCCUGCCAAUCCAAAUCACAGCCAAGUCUCAAAUUCUAAGAAGUUGCAUACACAAGGAGAAUUCAGAUGCUCUGUCUUACAAUAGCAGGCUAGAAAAGCUGCUUCCACAAAUACAGCAAGAACUUCCAGGCAGCAAAAUCCUCUAUGCAGACAUAUACACUAUUCUUACGGAUAUGAUUAAUAACCCUAAAAAAUACGAUUUUGUGGAAGUCAGAAAAGGAUGCUGUGGAACUGGACUGCUGGAAGCUGGUCCUCUCUGUACUCACUCAACUCCAGUUUGUGAGAACCACGACCAGUACUUAUUCUGGGAUAGCAUUCAUCCUGGUGAAUCAACCUAUCGGUGGCUUUCUCAGUAUCUGGCGAAGCAACUUCUUCCCAAGUUAUCACACCUAGCAGCCGGUGAUCUCUUUGCAUAG